This is a messenger RNA of Diversispora eburnea, 456 nucleotides long. NCBI's taxonomy places the organism in Eukaryota, Fungi, Glomeromycota, Glomeromycetes, Diversisporales, Diversisporaceae. The record is from the annotation of a GenBank genome assembly.
AUGGUAUCACACCAUACAGAAUAUAAGAAGACAGAAAACAAUGAAAAUUUACCAUGUUCAGGAUGGCCAUCUGCUCUCAAUAAUAAUGAAAAAAGUAAACUCGUAAAUGAAGUUACAAAGAACCAACAUGCACCCUUACAUAAAAUUAUUAAUACACUAAGUUUAGACUGUAGUUUAACAACUGCUAAACAGGCACUAUAUAAUGCUGGAAUUCACUCCCAUGUUGUUGCAAAAAAGCCUUUUGUUUCAGAAAGGCAUGCUUCUGCUUAUGAAAAAGCUUAUGAUUGGGCACAAGUUAUUUUCUUGGAUCAAUCAAUUGUUGAGAUUGAAAAGCAGUCACAGCAAAUGAGAGUUUGGGGAGGUGUAGGGGAAAGUCUUAGUAUUGAAUUUUUGGAACCUACUUUUAAAAGUGGUCAAAGAUCAGUUAUGGUUUGGGUUCUUUCAUGGGAGAAAUAA